GAAGAGAUUCAGGAAGGAAGGAGAGAGAGAGAGAGAGAGAGAGAGAGAGAGAGAGAAUGGCAACAGCAGCGGUGCGAUUUCUUAAGAAAUGCCGAUCAUGGCAUUCUUACAACCUCCUCAACUCCACCGCCUAUUCUUCUUCUGCUCCCUCAAAACUUCAGCACCGAUCAUUACUUCAUCGCCCAUUUUAUGAACACCGGUUGUAUCCUAACACACCCAAAGGACUGAGGUUAAAAUCGGUGUCUGAGUUGCCUGAGUUCUGUUCUAUUUUACCAGCUAUCUUAGCAGGUGUGUUCGGAAUGGGAGUGCUAGAAAUGUCUCAUGCAGAGGCCCGUGAGGCUGAUCCCCAGAGUCAGUCAGCAUCGGAACUGCCAUCAAACUAUGGUGGCAUCGACAAAUUUGGUAGUCAAGAACGAAAACAAUUGGAAGAAUUGCUUCGAAAUAGAGGAAUGCAACGUGGCUCUUAUCCAUCUUUCUCUGUUGCUGUUAAGGGCCAACAGGUGACCAUCAAAUUCCAAAUUCCUCCAACAUGUGAAAUAUCACACCUGAUUGUGGAUCUAGUUUCACGUCUUGGGCUUAACGCUGAGGAGCACGGUGGUGGUUCAGAAAUGAUAAUGCGUGCCUGGGACAGUGCAGCUGCUUGGCAACUAACACUUACUCGUCCUGACAAGGGGAAGGAAGUUGGGGGGGAUAGGGAUUCGUCUGAAGAUAAGGAUAAGCAUGACGGGGAUUUAUGUAUUUUCAUAUUCCAAUCACUUAUUAGCUCUGAGAAUGCUGAAAUUGAGUUUAUAAAGCAAGGAACCUUUAGUCCGAAGGAGCUUGAUGCCUUGGUUUGUGCACUAAUAUUAGCCAGUGGAAGGACAGAUGCAAAGAAAGCUUUGGAAAGAAAACCUAGGGGUUACCCAGAUAGAAGGGAAAACAAGCCAAACAGUGCACUACCUUCUGCAGAGAAAUCAUUGGCUGCUUUGGAGGCCAUGGGAGUGAGAAUCUUCGGACUUAAUGAAACUCAUGCAGCUCCCACAAAUGGGGUCAUAUCAUGGGACAACAUUGCAGGAUAUGAUCAACAAAAGCGGGAAAUAGAGGAUACCAUAUUGUUGGCUCUACAAAGUCCUGAAGUGUAUGAUGAUAUUGCUCGUGGCACACGAUGCAAGUUUGAGUCCAAUCGACCUCGAGCGGUGCUUUUUGAAGGUCCACCAGGGACUGGGAAGACGUCUUGUGCUAGAGUAAUUGCUAAUCAAGCGGGUGUCCCUUUGUUAUAUGUGCCUCUUGAGAUUGUCAUGUCAAAAUAUUACGGUGAAAGUGAACGUUUACUAGGAACAGUUUUCUCUCUUGCUAAUGAGCUCUCGAGUGGAGCCAUAAUUUUUCUGGAUGAGGUUGAUUCUUUUGCUGUUGCUCGUGAUAAUGAAAUGCAUGAAGCUACACGCAGAAUUUUAUCAGUACUACUGCGACAGAUUGAUGGAUUUGAGCAAGAAAAGAGAGUGGUGGUAAUUGCUGCAACAAACAGAAAGCAAGACCUUGAUCCAGCUCUCAUUAGUCGCUUUGACUCAAUGAUUACUUUCAGCCUACCUGAUCAACAAACCCGUGAAGAAAUCGCAGCCCAAUAUGCAAGGCACUUGAAAAAAUCUGAAUUAGGUCAAUUUGCUGCAGUUACAGAAGAAUUGUCUGGAAGGGAUAUAAGAGAUGUGUGUCAACAAGCAGAGCGACACUGGGCAUCGAAGAUUAUCCGAGGCGAAGUACGCGGUGAUGAUGCUGAACAGGGACUUCUUCCCCCAAUCCAAGAAUACAUUGAGAGUGCUCAUAGCCGGCGGAAGGCAUUACUUGAUGUCGCAGAGAAGAGGAAUCAAAACUCUGACCUGAAAAAGAAGCCCUUGGCAUUUGCAUGAGAAAAUGGUAUACACCAGGCAAGCAAUAAGGCUAAAUUUAUUAAAAAUAACCCCCAAGGUUAGGGGAAGGG
Magnolia sinica is the source of this 1954-nucleotide messenger RNA. RefSeq lists its product as uncharacterized. Gene Ontology annotation, cellular component: proteasome regulatory particle, base subcomplex. Gene Ontology annotation, molecular function: proteasome-activating activity; ATP hydrolysis activity; ATP binding. Lineage: Eukaryota; Viridiplantae; Streptophyta; Magnoliopsida; Magnoliales; Magnoliaceae. The record is from RefSeq and is a predicted model, not a curated record. The transcript has 14 exons. Gene Ontology annotation, biological process: proteasome-mediated ubiquitin-dependent protein catabolic process. The coding region runs from base 57 to 1883 and encodes 608 amino acids.